Molecule: messenger RNA, 2856 nt
Organism: Cryptococcus wingfieldii CBS 7118
Lineage: Eukaryota; Fungi; Basidiomycota; Tremellomycetes; Tremellales; Cryptococcaceae
Product: U3 small nucleolar RNA-associated protein 21
Exons: 7
Coding region: 1-2856 (951 amino acids)
Biological process (GO): rRNA processing
Cellular component (GO): small-subunit processome; Pwp2p-containing subcomplex of 90S preribosome
Molecular function (GO): protein binding
Source: RefSeq, a predicted model, not a curated record
AUGGCCGCCACAGCAGACCCCCAUACAAAGAAGAAGCAGAGGAAGCAACCCCGCCCCGCCCCUCCGGCUGCUGGCCCUUCCACAUCCCAACAACCCUCAACAGGCCGUCUCUUCGCCCCCUUCAGAGCCCUUGGAUAUGUCACCGACGAGAUUCCAUUUGCCAUGUUUGUUCACACACCCAAUGGGGCUCUCGCUACUCCUACAGUCAAUGUCACGACAUCCGUAGGGAGGAGCUGGUUGAUGUGGGACGCUGCGAGGAUGACUUUGGUCUUUGCUGGUCCUGAUUCUGGCGACAAGAUAAAUGGUCUCACAAUGACCGGUACCGACAUUUACGCCUCUGCUGGCCCCAGAGUCAUCAAAUACCACCGAGGAAAGGAGGUCGCUCAGUUUGACUCUCCCGAUGGGUCUACACUAGGCAAGAUGCUCAUCUUUGGUGAGGACUUUUUGGUGCUCAAGAAUGACGGGACCGGGGUUUUUGUCUAUGAUAUGGCUACGAGACAUCUCAAGAACCAAAUUACAUUCCACUCUUCUUUUACUGCUACGACCAUCAUGCACCCUGCGACCUAUCUCAACAAGGUCCUGAUUGGAAGCAGAGAAGGAGAGAUGCAAUUGUGGAAUACGCGCACUUGCUCUCUGAUCUACACCUUCCCCCACGAAAAUCCUUCUGAACCCUCCGCCAUCACUACAAUCGUUCAAUCUCCCGCCGUGGAUGUUGUUGCAGUCGGUUACCAAGACGGCGCCAUCCGUGUCCACGACAUCAAGCACGGCGACCUCGUCAUGCAGAUGAAGAAUGACGACGGUGCCGUCUCUGCCUUGUCCUUCCGUAUGGAUGGCCCUCCUAUCUUGGCGAGCGCUUCUGUGGUGGGAUCAUUGGCCGUGUGGGAUCUGAGCAAAGGUGGAAGAAUAUUGCAUACUAUGAGGGGAGCGCACGAUCAGGGAAUCACCGGGUUGCAGUGGGUGCAGGGCCAGCCUUUGCUGAUAACGUCUAGUGCAGACAACAGCGUCAAGCAAUGGGUCUGCGACUCUCCCACAGGAAUGCCUAGAUUGCUCAAGAUGCGAGGCGGUCACCAUGCCCCUCCAUCUUGUAUCAGAUACUACGGUGAAGACGGCAAGCAAAUCCUCACCUCCGGCAAGGACAGAUCCCUCAGAUAUACCAGUGUUGUCCGAGACUCUCGAAGUUUCGAGCUUUCUCAGGGUUCCCUCAUCAAGAAGGCCAUCGGGAUGGGUGUCACAGUCGAUACUCUCAAACUUCCGCAGAUCUCCUCCAUCUCCAGCUCUUCCACACGGUCGAAAGACUGGGAAGAUGUUCUCACCGCCCAUACCGAAGACUCGGUCGCCCGGACAUGGCGGGUCCAAGACAAGCGCCUAGGAGCGUGGACGUUUGACUUGGAGGAAGGCUACGCUCAGUCGGUGUGCGUGACUGCUUGUGGAAACUUUGGUCUCGUCGGAUCCUCGACCGGGGAGAUCAAAUUGUGGAAUAUGCAGUCCGGAAAAGAGAGGAAAGCGUUUGCGCUGAGUGGUGCGGCGCCGGGAAACACCAAACCCAAGAUCAUCGCGCAGAGUAAGAAUGGAACCAAGCCCAAGGCGGUCAAGGCCAAGGACGCGAAAGGCGGCAAGUCUAUCAAGGCUAUCACUGGGCUGGUCACGGAUGCUUUGAACACUGUCGUCGUUGCUGGUACAUUGGAAGGAAAGCUUUACUUCUUCGACUUCCACACAACCAAGAAGAUCCACGAAGUUCAGCUCGACUCCUCCAUCACCGCCAUCUCCCUCCAUCGAGACAGUGGCCUCAUUGCUGUGACCUGUGACGACCUCUUGGUCCGCCUUGUCGACAUUGAGACCCAGCGAGUCGUGCGUGAGCUUCGUGGCUUCAAAGGUCGUAUUCUCGACGUCAUCUUCACCCCCGACUCCCGUUGGAUUAUUGCUACAUCCCUCGACUCUACCAUCCGCACCUUUGAUAUCCCUACGGGCAAGCUUGUUGAUGCGUUCAAGACGUCCUCUAUCGCUACCAGCGUCACUUUCUCCCCCACAGGAGACUUUUUGGCGACGGCGCAUGUCGACAGCGUUGGCGUCUACUUGUGGGCGAACAAGGCGCAGUUCACAGAUGUCGCUCUCAGGCAUCUAGACGAGGAGGACGAUGUCGUUGAAGUCGCUCUCCCCACAGUACAGGGUUUGGAUGAAGACGCCGCUAUCGAAGGCAUCGACCCUAUUGGUGCCCCCGAGUACACCGACAUUUACACCACCCCCGACCAACUCGACUCUCAGCUCGUUACACUCUCACUUAUCCCCCGCUCUCGUUGGCAAAUGCUUCUCAAUCUUGAAACGAUCAAGCAAAGAAACAAGCCAAAGGAGGCGCCGAAAGCUCCUGAAAAGGCGCCUUUCUUUUUGCCCACCAUCAGCGGGUUGGAGACGCGCUUCGAUCUGUCUGGUGUAGACGCAAACAAGGACGAGCAGGACAAGGGGCAGAGGCUGGGGUUGGCAGGUGACUGGCUGGAGAGCGAUUUCACGAGAAAGCUGAGUGCCGAGAAGGAAGAGGGAGAUUACAACUCUUUCUUUGAAUACAUCAAGGCCCUCUCGCCCUCCAAUCUGGAUCUCGAAAUACGCUCCCUCGUCUCUCUGGACCACCUCGCCACAUUCCUCAAUGCUUUGACUCAGCGACUGAAGUCUCAUCGAGACUUUGAGGCCGUUCAGGCCAUCCUCUCCGUGUUCCUCAAAGUCCACGGCGAUGUGCUGAUAGCCAAUGGCGAGGUGAAGGGAGCGCUGCAAGAGCUGAGAAAUGAACAGAGGCGGGAGAGCAAGAGGCUCAGAGAGCUGGUUGGAUAUACUCUCGGGACAUUGGGUUUCUUGAGGGGCACAUAG